Molecule: messenger RNA, 1041 nt
Organism: Aspergillus calidoustus
Lineage: Eukaryota; Fungi; Ascomycota; Eurotiomycetes; Eurotiales; Aspergillaceae
Source: the annotation of a GenBank genome assembly
AUGACGCAAAUGAAGGCUGUCCGACUUGUUCCUGCGGCCAAUGACAAAGCCACCGCCGAAGUCCACGACGAGCCUCUACCGAGUCCCGGCCCCCGUGAAGUCCUGAUCAAAGUCCACGCCGUCUCGCUAAACUACCGCGACACGGCCCUCUUGAGAGGCGAGUAUCGCGCCAAGCACAAAAAGGACGUCAUCCCCGUGUCCGAUGGCGCUGGUGAGGUCGUUGCAGUUGGUAGCGAGGUGACACGAGUCCGCAAGGGCGACCGCGUCGCAGUCAGUUGCAGCGCAGACUGGAUCGGCGGCCCAUUUAUCCCAGAUUACCUGUCUAGCAGCGUCGGCUUCCAGAUCGACGGGAUGCUGGCUGAGCAUGUGGUGUUCCGUGAGGACGCACUCGUGCUUCUCCCGGAGUAUAUCUCAUACAUCGAGGCUGCGUCGCUCCCUUGUGCGGCGGUGACGGCCUGGACGGCUCUGAAUAAAAUCGAGCCCCUGCAACCGGGUCAGACGGUGUUGGUCCAGGGUACCGGUGGCGUCUCGCUUUUUGCGUUGCAGUUUGCGAAACUCUUUGGCGCGCGUGUUCUCGCCAUCACCUCGUCGGAUGAAAAGGCCGCGAAGCUCAAGGAGCUGGGGGCCGAGGCCGUGGUCAAUUAUUCUACUUCCCCCGACUGGGAUCGCGAGAUCCUUGCCUUGACCAAUGGAAAGGGCGUUGACAAGGUGCUGGAUAUCGCGGGGGACAAGACGAUCGUCAAGUCUGCGGCCUCGGCCAAGGUUACUGGCGUGGUUGUGGUGAUUGGGUUUGCGAGCGGGUUUGGUGGCGGGCUUCCGCCUAUAGAUAUCCUUGCGAGAAGCCUCACGGUCACUGGAUCGACUGUUGGGUCACGAUUGGACUUUGAGGCAAUGCUUGUAGCAAUGGGGAGGCACAAGGUACGGCCUGUCAUCGAUCGGGUCUAUCAUUUUGCGGAAUAUCGUGAGGCGUAUCGGAGGCUUGAGAGUGGACAACAGGUUGGCAAGGUUGUUAUUCAACUCGUGGAUUCGGAGGCCAAGUAG